UGCACCCACAAGUGUCAAAAACGAGUCCCACUCAUAAGCGAGAAGAGUGAAAUUACGGUUUUGAUAAAAAAUUCGAUCAAUGAAUUAGUGAAAUUUAAAUAAUAGCUUUAGAAGUCUUCGAGCUAACGAGAGCUUUUAUAUAGAAAGUGAUGGAAAGUCUUUUCGGUCGCGGCCAUGAUGGAUACGUGGGUCGCGAAGAACAUAUUAAAAAAUUGCAAGCAAACAACUCCGAAGAUGACAAUCUAGAUGAACUCCCACCAAUGAUGGAAGAGCUAUGUGUUGCAGACGGUCUGCGACCUAGUCCUGGCGGUCCCUUUUCCGCUUUAACACCUUCCAUGUGGCCGCAGGAAAUUCUAGCGAAAUUGGGGCAACCUGAAUCUGAGGCUGCGGGUCCUAACGACCAGCCAGACUAUCGAUUCGACGAAUUUGGUUUUCGUGUGGAGGAAGAGGAUGGUCCAGAACAAAGCUCGAAUAAACUGCUUUCGCAACCAUUUGUAGAAGAUGCACAGCACCGAUUGCAAUGGAUUGCACAUUUAGAAUUUUCACAUAACAAAGAGGCUACGGAAUUGACAUGGGAGAAUGUGGAUGUUAUGCUGCCACGUACCGAAAAGUUGCGAAAUAUGGUUCGUGAAGGUAUACCACAUUCUCUGCGAGCACAAAUGUGGAUGCGUUUAUCUGGUGCGCUGGCGAAAAAACAAAAAGGCGAAACAAGUUAUCAUGAUAUAAUUAAGGCUUCAGGGAAUGAUCAACUUAUGACCUCAAAACAGAUUGAGAAGGAUCUGUUACGCAUAUUACCAACAAAUGCGUGCUUUAGCAAUCCGCACGGAACUGGAAUACCACGACUGCGUCGCAUACUUCGCGGCAUCGCCUGGCUGUUUCCAGAUAUCGGUUAUUGCCAAGGUACUGGUGUAAUAGCUGCUUGCUUGCUGCUGUUUAUGGAGGAAGAAAAUGCUUUCUGGAUGAUGGCGACUAUUGUGGAAGACUUAUUACCCGCAUCAUACUAUUCUUCAACUUUGUUGGGCAUACAAGCUGAUCAACGUGUCAUGCAGACGCUUAUUGCAAAUUAUCUAACAUCCGUUGAUGAGACGCUAAAGAAGCAUGACAUCGAAUUAUCGCUUAUAACAUUGCACUGGUUCUUGACGCUUUUUGCAAAUGUUGUGCACAUGAAGAUUUUGGUGCGCAUAUGGGAUUGGUUUUUCUAUGAUGGUAGCAUAGUACUCUUUCAACUCACAUUGGGUAUGCUGAAGUUGAAGGAAAAAGAUUUACAAAUCUUGGAAAACUCUGCUCAAAUAUUCAACUCAUUGUCAGACAUACCGGGUGAAGUGGAUGAUGUAGAGAUUCUCUUUAAUCAAGCACUUGAAGUUGGUGGCUCUUUGAGUCAAACCGUCAUCGAUACGCAUCGUCGACGUCAUCUGGCCUAUCUUAUGGCCGAUCAGGGUGGUCUUGUUGGUAAUCCCGAGGCCGUCCCAAAUCUGCCCAAACAACAUUUGGCACGUCGGCAAGUGCGAAAAAGUAAAUCCAUAUUAGAAACAUUGCUAUUUCGAGGAGACAAUGAUUCCGAUGAGCUAAAAAAUAAGAAUAUAAGGCAGACGGAGAUUCUAGUCGACUUGCGUGAGGCAAUAUUAAAAGUAGCACGCCACUUUAUAACCAUCGAACCGAAGAUAGCUGCUCACAUACAACUGACAGCAAAUUACAGCACUGAUUCGCAUGCAAAAGACCAUGAAAAUUUCAUCAAUGUCGCACGUCGACGGCAACGAAGAGCAAAGGCCUUACAUGAUUUCGAACGUCAUGAUGAUGAUGAGUUGGGCUUCCGCAAAAAUGAUAUCAUCACUAUAAUAAGUCAAAAAGAUGAACACUGUUGGGUGGGAGAACUGAAUGGAUUGCGUGGCUGGUUUCCGGCCAAAUUUGUCGAGUUGUUGGAUGAACGUAGCAAGCUGUACACUUCUGCUGGUGACGAUGCAAUUUCCGAAACUGUUACAGAUUUAGUGCGUGGCACACUUGCGCCAUCCAUCAAGGCUUUUCUCGAGCAUGGUAUGAAAAGACCAUCUUUUUUGGGAGGUCCCAUACAUCCGUGGCUUUUCAUCGAGGAAGCGGCUACGCGUGAAGUUGAAAAAGAUUUCGAAUCGGUAUACAGUCGAUUGGUGCUAUGUAAGACGUAUCGCCUAGAUGAAGAUGGCAAAGUGUUGACUCCAGAAGAGCUGUUGUUCCGUUGCGUGCAAGCAGUAAACCAGUCUCAUGAUGAAGCGCACGCGCAAAUGGACGUGAAGUUGCGUUCAUUAAUAUGUCUUGGCUUGAAUGAGCAAGUGUUGCAUCUAUGGUUGGAAGUACUGUGUUCUUGUCAGGAUGUUGUGCAAAAAUGGUACUAUCCCUGUAGUUAUAUUGACUCGCCGGGUUGGGUGCAAAUAAAGUGUGAGCUAAGGAUACUUUCACAAUUUGCUUUCAAUUUGAAUCCUGACUGGGAAUUACCACCAAAAAGAGGCAAGGAAUCUCAGCCACUGAAAGAUGGUGUGCGCGACAUGCUGGUUAAGCAUCAUCUCUUCUCAUGGGAUUUGUGAGUCUUGUAGUAGUAGCAUAUGGAGAAGAAAGUGCAUUUGUUUAUUUUUAGUUAAGUAUGUGUGUAGAAGAUUGUAUAGCCACUAAACUAUGUUUUAAGAGUAAAAAUGUGUUUUUGUUAAGUUUUAAUGUUUUAGUUUAAACAUUCCCUUAAUGGCGGUGGUAAAAGAUUGAACUCUGCCGCAUUUAGUUGUUUAGCCACAGGUUGAACAAAUUUUUAAUAAUUUUAAUUAAAAAUAUCGAAAUUCUUAGCUAUGCAAAUGCUUAUACAAUACAAACCUUUGGCAACUACUUACAUACAUGCUAUAUACAAGCAAAAUUAUGCAAAUAAACUGAAAAAUAGGUGAAGUUCUUCAAACUAUCUUACUAACAUUUUAAAAUGUGUAUGCUUUCAAAUCUAGCCUUUGCAACUAAAAACAGGCCCUGUAAGUUUUAAACAAACCUCAUACAAAAAAUUGUAUGUUAAAAAAUAUUUAAAUGUUUUAUAAAAUCAGAGUCUGUAUUUAAUAAUGCUAUUAUAAAUAUAGAUAUAUCAACUAUCGUCCAUUGCAAUGUGUAUUUAAAUAAAUACUU
This is a messenger RNA of Rhagoletis pomonella (apple maggot), 3126 nucleotides long. RefSeq names its product small G protein signaling modulator 3 homolog. Gene Ontology annotation, molecular function: protein binding. The transcript has 4 exons. The record is from RefSeq and is a predicted model, not a curated record. Bases 150 to 2555 code for a protein of 801 amino acids. Lineage: Eukaryota; Metazoa; Arthropoda; Insecta; Diptera; Tephritidae.